Molecule: messenger RNA, 1486 nt
Organism: Plutella xylostella (diamondback moth)
Lineage: Eukaryota; Metazoa; Arthropoda; Insecta; Lepidoptera; Plutellidae
Source: RefSeq, a predicted model, not a curated record
GCAACAUUAUUAUAUUCGCGAGUGACGUAUGAACUGCCGAAAACGAAAAGCCUCUCUGUGCCGUUGUUAUCUUCUAUCAUUUCUGAAGAAUGGAGACAAACGGCCAGGCAAAUGGGCUUAAAUCGAAAAAGAAAGAGAAUGGCGACACAAAGGACAACUUAUGGUCUGCAAUAUUGGAGGAGGUUCAAAAUACAGGAAACACAAAACUACCUUCAAAUAAAAAUGUGUUAGUACUGGGUGAUAAUGAGACUGGCAAAACUACACUUAUAGCUAAAUUACAAGGAGUAGAGGAUCCCAAAAAGGGCUCAGCUCUCGAAUAUGCAUAUAUAGAUGUAAGAGAUGAAUACCGAGAUGACCACACACGGUUAAGUGUAUGGGUCCUGGACGGGGAUCCAGGGCACACAAACCUGCUCAAGUUUGCCCUCAAUGAGGAGACAUUCCCGCACACGCUGGUGAUCCUCACAGUGGCCAUGACGACUCCAUGGGGCAUCCUCGACCAGCUGCAGAGCUGGGUGUCCGUGCUCGGCGACCACAUAGACAAAUUGGAUCUCACACCUGAACAAAGGCAACAAAGCAAACAAGCGCAAGUGCAGAAGUGGCUCAACUACACGGAGCCAGGCGACGAGCUCGAAGCCCUGUCCCCCAUGAAGCGCUCCUCCAGGACCCUCAGCGACGAGCUCGACGCCGAGCCCGACGACGCGCUGGGGGACGGAGUACUGACGACUAAUUUGGCGUUGGAUAUGCUGGUUGUUGUCACUAAGACGGACUACAUGAGCACGCUGGAGAAGGAGCACGACUACCGCGACGAGCACCUCGACUUCAUGCAGCAGUGGAUCCGCAGGUUCUGCCUGCAAUACGGCGCGGCGCUAUUCUACACGAGCGCCAAAGAGGACAAGAACUGCGACCUCCUCUACAAGUACUUGACGCACCGAAUAUACGGCCUGCCCUUCCGCACACCCGCGCUCAUUGUGGAGAAGGACGCGGUCCUUAUACCCGCUGGCUGGGAUAGCAUGAAGAAAAUUAGCAUAUUAUACGAAAAUCUGCAAACUUGCAAGCCAGACGACUACUACAGAGAUGUCAUUGUGCAACCAGCUACCAGGAAAAGCGGCUGCCACCGCGAGGCAGAAGUCUCGGCGGAGGACGAGCAGACAUUCUUACAGCGACAGCUGACGGCACUACAGGCCGGCGCCGCGCCCCGCGCCGACAGCCCGCUGCGCGCCGCCGCCCGCCCCUCCACACAGUUGGACGGCGCCAAGAUCGGCAUGGCGGCGGGCGCGCCCGGCAACGAGGGCGUGCUGGCCAACUUCUUCAACUCGCUGCUCUACAAGAAGACCGGUGAGAUAAGCGGCGCCGGUCGCGGCGAGACGGGCGCGGCGCGGUCGGACGCGGCGGCCGAGCUGGACCGCCUGACGCGGGCCAAGCGCGCGCCGCCCUCGCCCGCGCUCCACGACCCCGGCUCCACCGACUGCUAGCCACUGGGUGAGUG